Notothenia coriiceps (black rockcod) is the source of this 1527-nucleotide messenger RNA. It is a transcript of the gene dnajc17, whose product is annotated as DnaJ (Hsp40) homolog, subfamily C, member 17. Lineage: Eukaryota; Metazoa; Chordata; Actinopteri; Perciformes; Nototheniidae. The coding region runs from base 143 to 1072 and encodes 309 amino acids. The transcript has 11 exons. The record is from RefSeq and is a predicted model, not a curated record. Gene Ontology annotation, cellular component: spliceosomal complex. Gene Ontology annotation, biological process: spliceosomal complex disassembly. Gene Ontology annotation, molecular function: RNA binding.
ACAUCCCAGUUGAAAGGUUAAAGACGUCAACCGCACGCUGCCGGGAACGAGGACAACAACAAACCCCUGAAUUAGCCAAACGUUAGCAUUGUGUUAAAAUAUCUUAUUUUUCUGUGUUGAUACUGUUUUUUUAUUUGUGAAAAUGUCGAAAAUGGCUAAGGAUAUCCUAAAGAUGGACCUUUAUGGUUUACUCGGAAUUGACAUCACUGCUACACCAAAAGAGAUCAAGAAAGCUUAUCGACAGAAAGCCUUGACAUGCCAUCCAGACAAGAACCCAGACAACCCAAAAGCAGUGGAGCUCUUCCACCAGUUGUCCCAGGCUCUCGAGGUGCUAACUGAUGCUCCUGCCAAGGCUGCCUAUGACAAGAUCUGCGCUGCCAAGAAACAAGCAGAAGAAAGACACAGGAAGCUAGAUGAUAAGAGGAAGAAAAUAAAACUCGACUUGGAGUCCAGAGAGCAACAAGCAGAAGCUCAGACUCAGGAUGAGGCCUUUAACACUAGAACACUUGAAGAAGAGAUAGCCCGUUUGAGAGAGGAGGGAUCCAGGCAGCUCGAGGAGGAACAGAGGCUUAUCAGAGAGCAGAUCCAGAGAGAAAGAGAAACACAGCAGACAGGAAGCUACACAAUCUCAGGAGUGGUGAGAUGUUCCAAAACCAAUGUGACCCCCAAAUUGAAGCUGAAGUGGAAGUGUAAAAAAGAUGACCAAACGAACGGAGGCUACUCUCAAGACAUUCUUUUCAGACUUCUACAAAAGUAUGGGGACGUGUCGAAUGUGAUUGUAUCGAGUAAGAAGAAAGGAAGCGCUGUGGUUGAAUUUGCGACUGUGCGAGCAGCUGAGCUGGCAGCUAUGAAUGAAAGUGGCCUGAGUGAAAACCCCUUGAAGAUUUCGUGGCUCGAGGGACAGCCCGAGGUUAUUGCUCCAGCAUCUCAACCUGGCCUGUUCAUGUCUUCACAGGGUCAACUGUCAAAUGAGCGCGACUAUGAGAGCGUGGUGAUGAUGAAGAUGAGACAGGCGGCUGAGCGACAGAAGCUCAUAGAACAAAUCCAGAAGGAAGACGAUGAUGAAGCCUAGUCACGGCACAGCUCGGAACCAGCCUGCAACAAAUCCAUCAAUACCUGUUUUAGGCUUUAGUUUCAUAAAGCCUUUUAAUUAUUUUGUUUUUGUUUUUUGUAUGCAAUACACUAUGUUAAAAAAUAAAUAUUUUUAAUGACUAAAAAUCAACAUUUUAAAAUCUGUGGUUCUAAUCGACGUGUCAUGUUUUUUUCCUUUGAUAAGAACGUAGGAUGACAGAGAGACAGAGUAGAGAAGAAGUAAGAGCUGCUGCAGUGGUGACCCAGAGGUAGGAUCAUAAUGCUCAGGCUGCAGGGAGGACUCAGUACUGCACACUAUUGCGUGUAUAUAUUUUAAUUGUAAAUUGGUCUUUUUGUUCAAAAUAAAGAGUACAAGCCUGCAGCAUGUAUUGCGUUUGCGGUUCCAUCUGUUUCAGAUGGUUACAAAAUCUAUUCUGUUGACUUUGCUGCAAUAAA